ACAGUACCACUAAAAUAAAGCUGAAUAUGCUUAUGUCUGCUCUUACAUCAUCAAUUUACGAUGUACGAGUAUCUUUAUUUGGCUUCAAUCAACAUGUAUUAGAAAAUGACCAGUGUUGAAACCAUAGGGUAACCACCUGAAGUAUAACAAAAAUAUUCUCUGAUCUUUCAGCUAAUAUUUUAACAAUGCCUGUUCUCACAGCACAGCCACAUAUAGUGAUGUUUCCUUUCAUGGCACAGGGCCAUAUGAUCCCUAUGAUUGACAUUGCGCGACUAUUGGCACAGCGGGGAGUUAUAAUAACAAUCCUAACUACACACUUAAAUGCCACCAGAUUCAACACGGUUAUCUCUCGUGCAAUAGAGGCAGGACUAAAAAUUCAGGUUGUUCACCUCUAUUUUCCGAGCUUAGAGGCUGGACUACCCCAAGGGUGUGAAAAUUUCGACAUGCUACCAUCUAUGGAUUUUGGGUUGAAAUUCUUCGAUGCUACGAAGAGACUUCAACCUCAAGUGGAAGAAAUGUUGCAAGACCUUAAACCUUCACCAAGUUGCAUAAUAUCUGACAUGUGUUUUCCAUGGACAACUAGUGUUGCACAAAGAUUUAACAUCCCUAGGAUUGUUUUUCAUGGGAUGUGUUGCUUCUCUUUGUUGUGCUUACACAAUUUGAGAGAUUGGAAGGAGUUAGAGAAGAUAGAGUCUGAUACAGAGUACUUUCAAGUGCCUGGAUUAUUUGACAAGAUUGAACUAAACAAAGGUCAGCUUGGAAAUAUUGCCAAGCCACGAAAUUCAGAUUGGAAAGAAGUAUGGUACCAAGCGAAGAAAGCAGAAGAAGAAGCUUAUGGGAUAGUGGUGAAUAGCUUCGAGGAGUUGGAACAAGAAUAUGUCAAGGGAUUGAAGAAUGCCAAAGACAAGAAAAUUUGGACCAUUGGUCCUGUUUCAUUAUGCAACAAAGAGAAACAAGACAAAUUUGAAAGAGGGAACAAGGCUUCAAUUGAUGAAUACAAGUGCCUAAAAUGGCUAGACACUUGGGAACAAGACUCUGUACUCUUUGUCUGUCUCGGGAGCCUAUCGCGCCUUUCGACGUCUCAAAUGAUAGAGCUUGGGCUCGGGUUAGAAUCCUCAAAACGACCCUUCAUUUGGGUUGUUAGGCACAUGUCAGAUGAGUUCCGAAAAUGGCUAGUGGAAGAAGAUUUUGAGGAAACAGUUAAGGAAAAAGGACUUUUAAUCCGCGGUUGGGCGCCACAAGUACUAAUACUAUCUCACCCUUCAAUCGGAGGAUUCUUGACGCACUGUGGAUGGAAUUCAAGUCUGGAAGGAAUAUCGGCUGGUGUGCCGAUGAUCACUUGGCCUAUGUUUGCGGAGCAGUUCUGCAAUGAGAGGCUAAUAGUAAAUAUACUAAAGACAGGAGUGAGGGCUGGCAUAGAGAAUCAAGUGAUGUUUGGGGAGGAAGAAAAAUUGGAUACCCAAGUAAGUAGAGAUGAUAUUAAAAUGGUCAUUGAAGUAGUAAUGGGUGAAGAUAUGGAGGCUCAAAUGAGAAGAAAAAGAGCUAAAGAACUAGGAGAAAUGGCAAGAAUGGCUAUGGAGGAAAAAGGCUCCUCUCACUUCAACUCUAUACAACUGAUUCAAGAUGUCACAGAGCAAGCAAAGUUUUUAAAAUCUAUCUAGGAUUACAAAGGUUGAUUUUGGAUAUAGUGUUAUGUAUACCAUAUAGUUCAAAUAUAGUUUGAACAACAACGUCAUAUUGAGUAAAUUUCAGUUAUUUUAACGUGUUUUUACUUUAAUGUGACA
Lycium ferocissimum is the source of this 1784-nucleotide messenger RNA. RefSeq names its product UDP-glycosyltransferase 73C4-like. Lineage: Eukaryota; Viridiplantae; Streptophyta; Magnoliopsida; Solanales; Solanaceae. Gene Ontology annotation, molecular function: UDP-glycosyltransferase activity. Bases 186 to 1661 code for a protein of 491 amino acids. The record is from RefSeq and is a predicted model, not a curated record. The transcript has a single exon.